Messenger RNA from Cryptomeria japonica (Japanese cedar), 1412 nucleotides. RefSeq names its product geraniol 8-hydroxylase. The record is from RefSeq and is a predicted model, not a curated record. The transcript is spliced from 2 exons. The coding region runs from base 58 to 1137 and encodes 359 amino acids. NCBI's taxonomy places the organism in Eukaryota, Viridiplantae, Streptophyta, Pinopsida, Cupressales, Cupressaceae. Gene Ontology annotation, molecular function: oxidoreductase activity, acting on paired donors, with incorporation or reduction of molecular oxygen; heme binding; monooxygenase activity.
CCUAUUGUGGGAAACCUGUUUCAGCUGGGAAAGAAACCCAACGAAUCCCUUUGUGCCAUGGCUGGGCAAUAUGGACCACUCAUGACAAUUUCUCUGGGCAUGAAAACUACUGUGGUGAUUUCGUCUUCUGGUAUGGCAAAGGAAUUUUUCAAAAUCCACGACCAAAUCUUUGCAGGACGGGUGGUCCUCGAAGCAGCAACUGCACUUUCUCACCACAAAUUAUCGAUAGUAUUCAGUCAAUACGGAUCAUACUGGCGGAAAAUCAGACGCAUUGCGACUACACAGUUCUUCAGUCCCAACAGACUGCAAGCUCUGCAACAUCUCAGAAGAGGUCAAAUGUUUCAAAGCAUCCGAUUUGUUUUCGAGAACAGAGAAAAGUGCUUGAAUGUUUCGCAUCUUGUUUCGUACUUGGGUCUGAAUAUGUUGAGCAACACGAUCUUCAGUAAAAGCUUGUUUGAUCCCAGCAAUCCAGACUCAGAAAAUUUCAGGGAUGCUUUGAGGAAAACGAUUGAGACUGUCGGAACACCCAACUUGGUGGACUUUUUUCCAUGUCUUAGGUUACUGGAUCCUCAGAGCUUGAAGCGUAAAACGGCCAUCCAUCUAAGGCGAGUAAGUAAAUACUUAGAUUCAUGCAUAAACGAUCGACAGACGGCCAGGAGCGAAGGCAUCUGUUCUGAGAAAGACACAGAAAAGGAUUUUCUGGACUUUCUGCUUGAUUCGAGUGGCGAUGAUUUAACGCUCAUGGAUAUUCGAACUGUAAUUUUUGAACUGUUUUCUGCUGGUAGUGACACCUAUGGUGCAGCAAUAGAAUGGGCAAUGGCGGAGCUCAUUAACAAUCCUCAUGUCAUGAAAAGAGCUCAAGAAGAAUUGAAACAGGUUGUGGGUGCAAAUAGAAGAGUGGAAGAAUCUGACCUGGAUCAACUGCCUCAUCUCCGGGCAGUGGUGAAUAAAGUGCUUCGCUUGCAUCCACCUCUUCCUUUCACGAUUCCUCACAGGGCCGAUAGCUCCUGUGAAGUGGCUGGAUAUAGUAUACCCAAGCACACUCAAGUGAUUGCCAACAUAUGGGCUAUUGCAAGGGAUCCUGCAAACUGGAAAGAGCAUUCAAAAUUUAUGCCAGAGAGGUUUUUUAAGUGGUGAGAAUAGUAAGAUAGAUUAUAAGGGACGUGAUUUUGAGCUGAUUCCAUUUGGUUUAGGAAGAAGAAUUUGUUUAGGGCUUCCUCUUGCUGAGUGAAUGGUUCCUUUUACUAUUGCUUCCUUAAUCCAUUCCUUUGACUGGACCAUAAAUGGAGGACAAUUGGACAUGAGAGAAACUUUACGGAUUGCAUUAAGGAAAACUACAGAGCUUCAUGCCAAGAUUGCCGACUUGCAUCUAUUAGGACUAUGUGUGAUUUUUGUUUUUCCAUGAACUUUGU